AUGAAUACCCCUGCCCGGGACUCGUACCAAAUCGGCUGGAUAUGUGCCUUGCCAAUGGAAGUCGCCGCAGCUAAGCAGAUGCUGGAUGAGAAUUUCGGGAUCCUAGAAGACCAAGACAGUAAAGAUACGAACUCAUACACCUUAGGUCGGGUUGGGAGACAUUUUGUCGUGAUUGCUGGCCAACCCGCCGGACAGUAUGGCACGACUUCAGCCACGACGGUUGCGGUCAACAUGAUGCGAACAUUCUCCCGGUCGUUGCGAAUCGGGUUAAUGGUCGGUAUUGGGGGAGGGAUUCCAUCUGAUAACUGUGAUAUACGACUGGGAGACAUUGUGGUCAGCUAUCCGGAAGGCACUUGUGGCGGGGUGCUUCAAUAUGACAUGGGAAAAGUUGUGACAGAGGGCAAUCUCCAGCGAACCGGCUCUUUAAACAGCCCACCUCGAUCACUAUUAACUGCGGUUGCGAAUAUGAGUGCAUCUGCGUUAGCCGAUGACCCAACCUAUCCAGACUACAUUGAGAAGGCGAUCCAACGAAAUACACGGACACAACGCAACUUUGGUCGACCUAAUGCGUCCACAGACAGGUUAUUCCAGUUUGAACGCGAGCAUCCUACGACCGCACCUACUUGUGAUGCCUGUCUACCGGAAUGGGAAGAAAGCAGAGAUACGCGCGAAGAAGCUUACCCGCAAGUACAUUACGGCAUCAUUGCCUCUGGAAACGCGGUUAUGAAACACGGAGCGACACGAGAACGGCUUCGCCAGGAGACUGGAGCGUUGUGUUUUGAAAUGGAGGCAGCUGGUCUCAUGAUGGAUUUCCCAUGUAUAGUUAUCCGGGGUAUCUGUGACUAUGCCGACUCACAUAAGAACAAGCAAUGGCAAGGAUACGCUGCAUUGGCCGCCGCAUCGUAUGCCAAAGAAUUGCUUAGCUAUGUGCCUGUGGUCCAAGUAUCGCACGAGAGAUUGGUCACAGAGAUCUGCAGCGAAAUCGUCGGCGAAGUCAAGGAAAUCAACAAGGGCAUGGAAAGAUCAUUUCAACAACGAGAAGUCCAUCACCUUGAAAAUAUGCAAAAUGCUUUAACUAAAGAGCAGCAAAGGUGCCAUCAAGCGUUCAAAACCUCCACCUACGAACAAUAUAAGAAUAUCAAUCCAGACCGCGCAGAUGGGACGUGCCGAUGGGUUCUUGAGAACCCUCAAUACCUUGCUUGGCAGAAAAGUAGCCAUAAUGAUCUCUUAUGGAUCUCGGCUGAUCCGGGGUGUGGCAAAUCGGUUCUUGCGAAAUCCCUUGUCGAUAAUGACCUGAAGGCGUCCACUCUGGUUUCGGUGUGCUACUUUUUCUUCAAAGACAAUGUUGAGCAAAAUAAUCUUGCAACAGCACUGUGCGCUGUACUCCAUCAACUAUUUGGAAUGCAACCGAAUCUCCUACGACACGCCUUGCCGUCUUGGCAAACAAACGGUACGAAGUUGCAGAAAGAGGUGGACGAACUGUGGCGCAUUCUCGUCGCAUCAAUAUCCGACCCCACAUAUUCUAGCACCGUUUGCAUUUUCGACGCAUUGGAUGAAUGUCGACCAAGCGAUCGAACUCAAUUAAUAAGGAAGCUAGAAACGUUUUAUACCCAAGGUCAUUCCGCAGUCAGGCAGAGCUGGCUAAAGUUCCUCGUUACUAGUCGUCCAUAUGGCGAGAUACAGGAAGGUUUCCGUCCAGCCACACGAUUGUUCCCCCAUAUCCACAUACGUGGCGAGGAAGAGAACAACUUGAUUCAUGAAGAGAUCAGUCUAGUCGUGAAGAUACGGGUAGCGGAGUUUGGUGAAAGUCUACAGCUAGCACCCGAGAUACAGCAACGUUUAGAGCAUCAACUUAUCCAGAUGGAACAUCGUACAUACCUGUGGCUGUAUUUGGCCAUGGACGAUAUCCGAACCACGUUUCGAAAUAGCCUUCAGCCCGAGGAAGAAUCGAUUCAAUUGAUUCCUGGCUCGGUUAGUGCUGCAUAUGCGAAGAUAUUGAAUCGAGUGCCACCUAACAAAGCGUCGGAUGUAAGAUUAAUCCUCCAGAUCAUAAUCUGCGCGAGACGUCCUUUAACGAUCGAGGAAAUGGCAAUAGCGCUAGGGAUUGCCCGAAGAACUCAUUUUCGAACGGCAGCCAAAACUCAGCUGAAUCCAGACGGUUUGGAUUUAAAGAUCCGUCAAUUAUGCGGACUCUUUGUUUUCGUAAACAACUCACGGGUGUACUUGAUACAUCAGACAGCGAGAGAGUUUCUGAUGAACAGAAGUUAUUACCAUGAAUGGUCAGUUGACCUGAAUGAAGCUGAGGAACUGAUGUCAGAGGUCUGCGCCAGGUAUUUGUUAUUUGACGCUGUUAAUGAAGCGAACAUGGGUGUAAGCCCGUCCCAGAUCACAGUAAAAACGUCAAAUUUCAUGUGGUACGCCGCAAAGUAUUGGCCAGAUCAUGUCCGAGAGAUAUCACCUCAAACAGACUCUCAACUAGACACUUGUUUAGAUCAACUCUAUGAUAUCCCUAACCCAAGCUUUGCUCUAUGGUAUCCCAUAUUCUGGGGAGCGAUGGGACCGUAUCUACCUCGCACACAGAUGGACAGCAUCCAUCUUGCUGCCUUCAACGGACACAAGAAUAUGGUUCAGAAAUUGAUUAGAGGGAAUAAGAGCCGGAUCAAUCAAGCGGAUGAGGCUGGGAUGAGUGCGUUGCACUGGGCAUCUAGCAGAGGACACCACGAAAUUGUGGAGAUCUUAUUAGAUAAGGGAGCUGAUGUCAAUUUUCAGGGUGGGAUAUAUGGUACCGCUCUUUGUGCCGCUUCCUCACGAGGACAUACUAGCAUCGUGCAAAUCUUAUUAGAUAAGGGAGCCGAUGUUAACGCAAAAGGUGGAAAAGGUAGGUCAUUUGACAAUGCUCUUUACGCCGCUUGUGAAGUGGGAUGUGACAAGAUUGUGCAGAUCUUGCUAGGCAGGGGAGCUAAGGUCAAUGUUCCAGGAGGAUUUCAUGGCUAUGCUCUUCAUGCUGCUUGUGACCGUGGACAUAUCAAGAUUGUGCAAGUCUUAUUAGACCAGGGAGCUGAAGUUAAUGCUCAGGGCGGUUGUAUGAACACUGCUCUACAAGCUGCUUGUCAAGGCGGACAUAUCAAGAUUGUGCAAGCCUUAUUAGACCAGGGAGCCGAAGUCAACACUCAAGGCGGACAAUACGGCAACGCUCUUGCGGCCGCUUCCUACACAGGACACGCUCAAAUUGCGCAGAUCCUGUUAGAUCAAGGAGCCAAUGUCAAUGCUCAGGGUGGGCAUUUUGGCAGCGCUCUCUGUGCAGCUGCUAGUAAAGGGCAUCUCGAGAUUGUCCAAAUUUUAUUGGAUAAUGAAGCCGAGGUUAACGACGAGAGUGAAGUCGGUGGAGAUCCGAGCAAUGCUCUACAUGAAGCUUGUAGAGGAGGACAUAUGGAGGUUGUGCAAAUGUUAUUAGACAUGGGAGCGGAAGUCAAAACUCAAGGGGGGCGAUACGGCAACGCUCUGCAAGCUGCUUCUCGGCGAGGAUGCAUCGAUGCUGUUCAAAUACUGCUAGACAAGGGAGCCGAAGUCAAUGCUCAGGGUGGACGGUAUGGGAAUGCUCUUCAGGCAGCUUCUGAAGGAGGCCAUCUCAAUGCUUUGCGGAUGCUCCUUGACAAGGGAGCUGAAGUCUAUACUCAAGGUGGACUACAUGGCAAUGCGCUUCAAGCCGCUUCUGAACGAGGGCAUGUCAAGAUCACGCAAGUCCUAUUGGACAAGGGAGAAGAAGCUAACACUCCAACUGGAGAAUGUGGCGUUGCUUUUCAGGCAGCUUCAGAUGGAAGGCCAGGCAAAAGGAUGAGGCUCAAUAGGAAUAAUCCAGCCCCCGUUUUCAACCUCAGCAACCUGGAUUAG
Molecule: messenger RNA, 3891 nt
Organism: Metarhizium brunneum ARSEF 3297
Lineage: Eukaryota; Fungi; Ascomycota; Sordariomycetes; Hypocreales; Clavicipitaceae
Product: Ankyrin repeat and KH domain-containing protein 1
Biological process (GO): nucleoside metabolic process
Molecular function (GO): catalytic activity; protein binding
Source: RefSeq, a predicted model, not a curated record